AUGUUUUCGGCUUUCAGAAUUAGUCACUCACCUGAGGUGACAUCCCUCAUCAAGAAGCAUGGUGUUAACGAUGCACUAUUUAUCAAGAAUCUCGGGUAUUUCACCCACAUCGACCUCAACAAGAUUGGUGACCAGAGCUUCACUGCCAUGAGCGUCGGCGUACGUAAGAUCGCGUCUGGUUUAAGAGACCCCAUUGGCUUAACUGCAUCCGAGUAUGCCGUCCUGGCCUUUUGGUCAAACCUUCUCGGAAAGCGUGCACGUAUAAUAUAUGAGGCACGAGAGAAGACCGGGCCGUAUUCGAAGCCUGACCUAGACUUCAUCCGUUGGACUGUUAAUGCCAUGAGGAGGGAGGUUGCGACAACAGAUACAAUGUUGGCUGAAUUCUGUACAGAGCAUGGAGAUAUCCUGGACGUGGAGUAUGAGAUGCGCACCGAAGAAGGGAUGAAACGUCUCUUGACUGGAAACGUGAAGCCUCAACAAGAGUACAGAUCUGGAGAAGAAAAGGUGGCUGCUCGAGUGAGUGUGCUUGAUUCUCUUCCCAUCGAGGAUCAAGACAUGGAUAAGAUGACAGAUCCAAAACAAAUCAGCACGCUGGCUGGAGUAGACAUGGCUAUCUCGCGCAUCAACGCGUAUAGAGAAAGGCUUGAUAGCGAGAGAACUCGUCUCGAGAAUGAUGUAAAGGCUCUUUGUCAUGAUAAAGAGUUCGCUGAAAAGAGACUCAAGGCAUUGAAUGAGAAGCGCGGUUAUCUCAGGACCGAGAAGCAGUAG
Molecule: messenger RNA, 768 nt
Organism: Fusarium musae
Lineage: Eukaryota; Fungi; Ascomycota; Sordariomycetes; Hypocreales; Nectriaceae
Exons: 2
Coding region: 1-768 (255 amino acids)
Source: RefSeq, a predicted model, not a curated record